This is a messenger RNA of Amoebophrya sp. A120, 7361 nucleotides long. The record is from the annotation of a GenBank genome assembly. NCBI's taxonomy places the organism in Eukaryota, Dinophyceae, Syndiniales, Amoebophryaceae.
CUCUCAACCGUGCGUCGUGCGUCUUUACAUCGCUCUGUCAAGAUCAUGUGCGUGAUGUAGAUAGACUCAAAGUCGAGCUUUGUUGCAUUUUUCUCAAUCAGGGUGCUACGAUGGAUUUUUCUGGGCCUCAGGGCGUGCCGUUCUGUUUCGAUUUUGUGCCUCUUCAAGAUACAUAAGUAAAACUCACGAUUUUUAGCCCAUGAGCAUUGAUAUCGAUCGAGAUGGGUUUUCCGUUUUCACAUACAGGAUUUUUUGGGCAACAUGGAGCGUCGGGAUUGAUUGAAGCAGCGGUAGGUGCUCUUGCCGCCUUGAAGCCGCGGCCAGAGCACGAAGCUUCUUCGUUGCCUCGCGUUUCGGUUCGAAACCGGUUCUGCAUUGUCACUGGAGGCAACCGUGGCAUCGGCUACGAAACCGCGCGGGGACUGCUACGGGAAGGAGCAAUUGUCGUGGUUGGAGUCCGUGGUCCUCCGCCGAAUUCGUCUUCGAGCUUUGUUCCCGUGGGCAACGCAUGUGACGCAGCGCGAAGACUCGCUUUUUCGUCGGCAUUAAAACUGCGUUUGGCGCGCCAGGUGGCCUCGGAUGUGUGCUUCGAUAGGUAUGGAAGAAGUACUAGCGAAGCAGGAGAGCGACGGGCUGAAACGAACUGUUUCACUCACGACAAUGACUACCAGCAGAUGCAGCAGCGCGAGCGCGCAUCCAUACCUGUGUUGGAUUUUGUAGUACGUUCCGUCUUACUCGGUUCCGGAUGGGGAGGCGACUACGGUCGUGGAAACCUGAUGCGUGCCCUUCUGGAAGAGGAGCUGAAAUUUGCGCUUUCGAAAACCAGAAACAAAGCAGUAGGGCGGAAUAUAUCCCCUUCCGACCUGGAGCUGCAAAUUAUUCGCGGCGACGUGGAGAAGCGGAUUGAGGUUGCGCGGGACCUUGAAGCCGACGUGCGGCGUUCCCUGGUGGAGCGAAUAGCGCGAAGGAUCAUUGUCGUGCCGCUAGACCUGGCUGAUUUCCGCUCCGUGAAGCGCUUUGGCAAGGAAACAAAGAAGGCCAUGGUCGACUACGUGAACGCGGAAAAGCAGGUGUGGGCGCAGACCAAUUUUGACAUCGGCAGGGACGACGAGGUAUGUAGUUGGACUCCAUUGCUUUAUUUGAGCCCUGCUGGAACACCGAAUAAGAUAGAAAAUUUUCGCUUAUUUAACCUGAAGUACUUCUCCCCUCGUAGUCGUUGGUAUAAACGGUUUUUUGCGUGGUCUUCAAGAAAUCUGUUCAAUUUACAGGCCUCCACAUCUCGCGGGGACCAUAGCCUACUCCCUGAUGGGACGACCGACCUGGAUGUAGAAAACGUAAGGCUUUUGCAGGAAGAGGUGCAAGAGCGCUUCCACGCGCUCAUCUGUAACGCCGCCGCAUGGAGUCCUGGGGAAACCCCUUUUGCAGUCAACUGCCUGGGCCACCACCACUUGAUCAAUAAGCUUUCGAAGGGCGAAGACGGGCACAGCUACUCGGUGUUUGGUAGUUCCUUGAAAGCGAGCCACUUUUCCGUGGCGCCCGCGUUCGAACCUCCUGCGCAACCGGACGAGGAGGAUCAAGCCGCGGCCGAGAGCAGCCAGGUGAGACCGCGCGUCGUCUUCGUCACCUCGCGUUUGCUGCAGUUCGGAGAUUUGCCGAGCAACCUUUCACGGCGGCUGGGCCUUGCCGAUAGAGAAGGUGGGGAGACGAGCACGCAAAUUACGGGAAGGGCGGAAGAAAUGGCGUUUUUUCGCGACGACGAACAGGUAAUUGUGAAGUUUUGAGUUCUAACAGAACUACAUUUUUGCCUGCCCGUGUGCAAAGAAAAUUCUCUGGAAGGCAGCAGCGCCGUCGGUCUAACGUGGUGCUUACAGUGCAUCACUUAUCUGGAAAGAUAUUGCAUGAGUGCAUUGACUGCAUGAUACAUAUAUAUGCAGCUGUAGUUGCACUACAUCUACUACUCCACAAAGCAGAGACAAUCCCAAACAGGCGUCGGCGGUUUCCUCGAAGUCGUACAUGGAUUCGAAACUGGUUAACGCACUCCAAGUAUCAACUGCAAAAAUGUCUGGGUCUGGAAGAUUGCAACUUGUCAUGCUGUUUUUGGACUCUAAAAAAAUUUGUAUUGCAUGACCAGCAAGAGCGGCCCAGUUUUUGCUACACGGACAGGGCAUUUCUCAUGCGGAAGGUGCAUCAGGAAGCCCUCUAAAAGUCUGCGAUGCUAGGUCAAGCAUCACAGGCAUCGCGGGUCAUGAGAAAUAUGCAUGACAAGUCUCCAUACUUCCAGACCCAGACACUUUUGCAUUUGAUACCAAGCGCGAGCGUAUGCUGCAUUGUUUUCCCAUGCCGUCGACAGUCUUUUCGUAUGCCCAGGCUGGUGCAUGAGCGGCCCGAGCAACCGGGGUAGCAAGCGAGAUCAAGCUUCCGACACCUCCGCAGAGUCAUUCCUUUGUCCGUUCGCGAGUCAACACGCGGCAACAGCACCUCCUUCCAAGAGUGAAGAAUCCGAGCCCUCCAGUUGUAUCAAAAGGAGUGACCGAGGCGUCGCCCGUCGGUGGCUUUCAGUGCCGGCGCGGAUGCUAGGACUCCCUACGAAACUACCGCGAACGCCGGCAGAGGGAGCUAUGGACGUUGUCGUGGCAGCAACGAUGGAGAUUCCUGCUCCGUCUCCAGCCGCGCCGCGCCUGGUCAACGCCAACCAGGUUUUUGCAUCCGCGGGACUCUGUUGUAGCGUCAUCGGUUUGAGCUAGCUAGUACACAAAGCAUUCCACUCCGCGCCCGGGUCUAGCGCAACCUCCGGAGGAAUACCACGGGCGCCGCGGCUCUGACUGUUUUGGCAUGAUAUGGCGGUGAUGUUGGCGACCUUUCGCCAUGAAGUCUGUCAUGCAAGGCGUGCGCCAUGUGUCGGCAUAUGAGCCUAUGCGACAACCCCCCGAAAGGUCCGCGCAACUCUUUACCAUAUCGCCACCUUAGAACAGUAUAGGCUCGCUGCGUUUCUAGUCAUUGCGCUGCAGCUUUUGAGCCAUCUCACGAAGUUCUCUCCAUGAAGCAGAAAAGCUGUGACUUCGAGGAUGAGGAAAGUUGGCAAAUUUAGGGCACCAAAGUGCCCAAGUUUUGCAGUCACCCAUAAAACCGUUAGCACUUUUUAGAAUGGGCGGUAUGAUCGCCCCAGCCUGCCAAAAGCAGGCAUUUUUGUAUGAAAAUGCCAAAAAAUGACCGUUAACACUUUUUAGACAGCACGCUAUGGUCGAUUUAUCCUCCCCAGAGCCCGCGCUUCUUGGCCUGCAGGAUUUUGGACAGGGUAAGUCGAUCAUAGCAUGCUGUCUGAAAAGUGUUAACGGUUUUUCUGGGUGACUGCGAAAUUUGGCCUCAAAUUGAUAGCAAAUCAUGGAUUUUUUCGGCGGAAUUCCCUAUGACCCGAAAAAACCGUUAACACUUUUUAGACAGCACGCUAUGAUCGAUUUUGCCUGCCAAAAGCAGGUCCAUCCUCAGUGUCGAUAGCGGGGGCGAGGAUGGUGGCAACUCGAGACCAUCUCUCAAUGAGGUGGCUUGCAGUAGCUGCCGUCCACGAAGCGUCCCCAAACACUUGAAAAGCAGGCUCCGAUGACACCGACCUGGUGCGGAGGCGCUGCGACCGGGUCCAGGAGCCCAAGUGGCGCGGAAGGUUCGCCAUGGAGCGGCCCCGGUGGGCGAAGUUCGGCGCCGUCAGGCCUUGUGCACCAGCUAACUCAAACAAAGUUAGUCACUCAGAGUCCCACAAUAGUGAAAAAAGUGAGCGGGGCCCUUUACGCAUUCAUGUGAUGCCGGCAGGGAACCCACAAAAAAUUUUUAAUGCCAAAAAUGCCAAACCGUAACGUUAACACUUUUUUGUUCGAUAUCCGUCUCCAGCCGCGCCGCGCCUGGUCAACGCCAACCAGGUUUUUGCAUAUGUGGUCCGUCAAAGUAGCUUCCGUGAAACUUUUAAUCGAAGAGCAGAGCUUAGAGGUUUAAGCGUCUUUAGGCUUAAUUUGAGAAAUCGAAUGCUUUGAGAUUUUAGCGUUUAAGCAUUCGAGUGCUUAAUUUAAGAACUCGGACAUUUUUCAGUUUAAGCGUUCGAGUGCUUAAAAUAAGAAAACAGCAGAUUGAAAUUUGCGCGAGCAAAUUUGAAUUUGCUCGCAGGUUUUUGAAAUUUGCUCCGGAGCUUCUGCAAGAAGUCUAGAAAUAGCGACUCGAACGCUUAAAGUCACCGAAAAAAGAGUAGUCGUUUAGACAUUCGGAUGCUUAAAUGAAGAGAAUUUUUGCAACCGCCCGAGCAAAUUUCAAAAAUGGCAGAGCAAAUUCCAAUUUGCUCGCGCAAAUUUCAAUCUGCUGCUUCCUUAUUUUGACCCUGCGAGCCGUUAUUUGCCAACUUUGUGAUGCUGCUUUGAGUCAUUCGAAUGCUUUAUCGGGGGCGACGAAGCAAAGGGAAAGAGCACAGACAGAGCCAAGACGCUCCGGGGCGCUUUUGUUAAGUGCCUGCAAGCUCCGCGUAAAACUGUCGCUAGCGUCGUGAUCUCAGCAGAUCGCGACGCCGGGCUCGCAGGCACUUAACAUACACUUUUGCCAAGUGCCUGCCGGCCCCGCGCACAACUGUCGCUAGCGUCGCGAUCUCAGCAGAUCGCGACGCCAUUCGCAACUCGCCCCAAGGGGCUCGCGCGCGGGGCAAGUGGCGUCGUAUGUGCCUGCGCCAUACAUCGCCAAUGGCGUCGCGGUCUGGUGAAAUCACGACGCUAGCGACAGUUUUGCGCCGGGCCCGCAGGCACUUAACAUACAAAAGCGCCCCGGGGCGCCCUGGCUCUGUCUGUCGUGCUCUCGUUGCCCUUUGCUUCCUCGCCCCCGAUACACAAAAGUGCCGCCCGCGCGGCGCCGCUCCGGCGGCCACGCCCCUCCACCCCACCCGCGCGUCAGUUGGCCCAGCGAGAAGCGUGCGCGCCACGCCUUGCUCUUGAAUUCGCCUUCUCGCCCUCGCGCGCCAGGCGCCCGCGCCGCGCUGCAACCUUGUGCACCGAAGCCCGCAGGGGGCCCAAUGGGGCAAAUUGCCCCAGGCGUCGCGAUCUGGAGGGAUCACGACGCCCACGGCGGUUUUGCGCGGGGUGGGCACUUAACAAAAGCGCCGCGGGACGCUUUGGCUCUGUGCUCUUGCACCGGCGGAGCUUUUGUUUCCCAUGGUGCGAAAGCUCUUUGUCUCUCGAGCAACACCAACAACACUCGCGCUCGGUCGCGGUAGAUAUAGCGUUUAGGCAUUCGAGUGCUUAAAUUCACGGAAACGCAGACUGCAAUCUGCGUGAGCAAAUUUGAAAUUUGCUCUGGGCAAAUUCAAAUUUGCUCACGCAGCUGCACAGACAAGCAAUCAGUUUAGCCAUUCGAGUGCUUAACUGCUUGAAAAUAAACAAUCAUUUUAAGCAUUCGAAUGGCUAAUUGACUGGUUAUCUUUGAAGCUGUGUGAGCAAAUUUGAAAUUUGCUAAAGCAAAUUGCAAUCUGCGUUUCCGUGAAUUUAAGCACUCGAAUGCUUAAAUUGCGACUUCUUAGUUUAGGCAUUUUAAUGCUUAAACCUUAUGAACGCGAAUGCUUAAACGCUUUCCAUAAAUUCUAAACCUUUGAUCCUGCGUUUGAUCCUGCGUUUGUUUUUGAGAACGGAUACUACCCCUUUCCAAAUCAAAACACAUUAGGACCCGGGGGGACAGGAAGAGCCCCCCGGUAGCGCUAGUCUCACAUGGGUGCACACAUAAGGACGUUGACGAAGAAACACACACACACACACACACACACACACGCAAAAACACGUCGGUCAAAAAACAAAAAUAAAAUGCGUCCUGCACAAACUGCCCUGACUCGCUCACCGGAUGGAUGCGCCGCCGAGGUCCGUCGCUGCAGUAGCUUAAAUAUUAACAUAAGGAAAAAGAAAAGCAUAGAAAUAUUAGCGGCAAAGCUAUCUGUAGUGCUUUCCUGGUAGAACAGCCGCGCCACGCCGCUGAGCGGGAGACGGCCUGUCCGGUGAGUGAGUGCCCCGUCAACUGCUCGCCGGGGCGCUGCGUGGAAGAGCAGCGCCGCCGCAUGUCGAGCCGGGGAACUAGUUUGCUUUCGAUUGCCUUUUAUUUUUUAAGUUCCCCGUCAUCUCAAAUCCCCCUUAACUUGCCGCCUUACUCUUCACGGACAUGGGGGAUGACAUCAGCGCGUAGAACGGUUCGAACCAGACUCGGGCUACAAGGCCACAGGUAAACUAUCCCAGUGUCUUCCGGCCGGCCUUGACGCAAACUGACUACUAAAAACCUCGCGGUAGCUGGGGGGCGUUCUAGUCUUCGGUCUAGUUCGUCGUCCUCUACCAGGCUUGUACUACCUGAAAGGAGAACUUCGGCUAGGGCAACAAGAUAACACCAAGCAGCAUCCGCACGCAGCAUCCGACCCGAGAGUAGUCAGCCGGGCCAUUUCUGAAGGCGCUGCGAGUUGGGCGGAGAGGCAUCACGCUAGCAGUUGGACGGGAGCAAGGCCAGCGUUCUUCUGUGUGAUGUUCGUCGUAUAUUGUCUGGCCUAAUUUAUUAUGUCAGUUCUCUCUCUCUCUCUCUUAAACCUUAUGAACGCGAUUUCCUAGAUUAAGCAUUUGAAGGCUUAAAACAAAGAAUGUGCUGCGCGAUUAAAUGUUUCACGGAAGCUGCGGGCCUUACCCAAGUAAGUGCCGCGCCUGGUCAACGCCAACCAGAUUUUUGCAACCGCUGCCUCGGCGUCGCUUGGAAAUGGAGCAUACGAGGAUAACGAAGCUGUUGAUAUGCGGUGUGAGCGGGCAGUUGCAAAGUUCGUUUCGGCAGAGUAUCUCCUCCCCACCUUUUUCGCUCGCUUCCUGCGAAGCAUGGACCAAAUUGUGGAGGCGCGAAAAAAAUGACAAAACCGAUUCGAUUGCGGGCGCGAGCCGGUCUAGCUUGAUGUAAAAUGAUUUUCACAGCAUGUCGACCAGGAACAUAGAUUAAGAUUUCUUCUAAUCCAGGGCCAGGUGUUGGUGUUGAUGCUUAUUUCUCCUGCACUUCAUACUUGUGGUACGGCUUUUGUACUCAACGUAAAUUGACCAGCAAUACACAACUUGUACGAACAAUUUUAGCUUUUGGAACAAGAAUAUGGAAGCAUGCAUACAGAUACACAGAUGGAACUCCACUGGCCGUCGAGAAAAAUACUUCCAUACUCGAUGGGAACUGCUUCUAGAAUAUGUUGCAACCGGGUAAUACCGUGUACAGACAUGAGGCCAAACAUGUAGGAUAAAAAUGUUGAAAAAGCAGAUGGAGAACAUAAACACGAAGAAAAUGGAAACAGAUGCAGAAAUGGCGCAAGGUUUAUUCUGUGCCUGCCUUGUGCACCAGAG